AUGCUGAGUCACAUGCAGUGCCUCGGAAAUCAUGGACGAGCCACAUGUAGGGAAACUUGCACGUGUGGUUCUAGCCGGGGACCCCGGUAUACUGUACUAAUAUGUGUAGGUUCCCGUAAUUCGAGUGAGAUUGUCAUGGCGCAAAAGCAGAUAUGGUCUGGUAUUCCCUUGUUCCUUGUAUUGGUUAUGUUCUUUAUAUCUCGUCUAGAAGAAACUAAUCGAGCUCUGUUUUAUCUCCCAGAAGCGGAAGCUGAAUCAGUUGCAGGCUAUUAUGUAGAAUAUGCGCGGGCUGUGAUCCUUAAUAGUUCACUGUUGGCGGAAGCCAAUGUCCCAGGGUCUCGGGGACUCAUUCUGACUGAAACAAGGGGCGGGUCUUUACCAACUUCCAAAUAUUCUAUUUUAGGGAAGCCAAAAAAGGUGAGCGCCUAGCGCGAAAGGUUGCUUUACUAAGUAAGAUAAGGCAAGAAGC
Nicotiana tabacum (common tobacco) is the source of this 469-nucleotide messenger RNA. The record is from RefSeq and is a predicted model, not a curated record. Lineage: Eukaryota; Viridiplantae; Streptophyta; Magnoliopsida; Solanales; Solanaceae.